This is a messenger RNA of Exophiala aquamarina CBS 119918, 749 nucleotides long. RefSeq lists its product as uncharacterized. Lineage: Eukaryota; Fungi; Ascomycota; Eurotiomycetes; Chaetothyriales; Herpotrichiellaceae. Bases 100 to 561 code for a protein of 153 amino acids. The transcript has a single exon. The record is from RefSeq and is a predicted model, not a curated record.
UUGAAAGACUUUUACAUAAGAAAUCCGACGCCGCUUCCAGAUUUACCAUUGCUCUGGCCUUCAGGGAAGAAGGGUGCAAUUUUAGUGGCCAAAAUACUCAUGAUAUUUGUCGAUGUCUGUGUAAUGCUGAUCGCUCUCUACUACAGCCUUGCAAAGUUGACAGACAUGCGAGACUGGUUAGUGUUUACCAUUGUCACAGCUACCUGGGGCGGAUCCUUGUAUUGGGAAAUGACUAUCCGUACGUUCCGAUUGACAAUGAGAGACGGCUUUUAUCGGCCACUAGGAGCGACGCCUCGGUGGAGUUUUGAUUACCUGACCUAUGUUUCCUUUCUCUGUGUCAUCGCUGUCCUCACAUUGUUCGUAGUGGGCACGAUACGGAGUCCUGUGUGGAUGAAGGUGUUGAGUAUGCCAGUUCCCCCGAUACUGUUUUGCCUUGGGGGUAGCAUUUUUAUCCUCGAUAUCUUUCACCUAGUAGACUGGAAAGCUCCUUUCCGUCUGAGCUCUACUCCCGUGGCGCCGCAGUUCGUCCGGGGUUGUACUAUCUCAUCGAAGAUACAAUAGCUGUGAAUUGCAGCGGGGGCCGACCGUUCCGAGAAGUUCUGGCCGUCCGAUAUGAACGCAGUCUUCGAUUUCGGAAAUUGGUGCUCUCCCCAUCAAUUUUCUGGUCCUUGUCUGCCAUUCUUAUGGCGACGAGUCUUACGGCAUUUUUACUGUUGGAUAUUGUGGCGGCAGAUAUGGCCUACGGCAUC